AAGUAACAAGAGUUUGAAUCCAACAUUUUUCUGAAUACAGUUAUUCUUGGUGGCAGGAGGUAAAUAGAGUAGGAAGAAGUAAGAGAACAAAUAGCAUGGGGAACAGUAAAAGCGGAGCUUUGUCUAAAGAGAUCCUUGAUGAUUUAAAGUUAAACACAAAGUAUUCAGAGGAUGAGCUGUUCAAGUGGUAUGAGGGUUUUAAGAAGCAAUGCCCAGAUGGCAAGAUCAGCCGCACAGACUUUGAAAAGAUCUAUGCCAAUUUUUUUCCUAACUCAGACCCCAAGACCUACGCAAGACAUGUUUUCCGUAGCUUUGAUACAAACGAUGAUGGAACAUUGGACUUCCGGGAAUACAUUAUUGCACUUCACCUUACCUCUUCUGGGAAAACCAGUCUUAAACUAGAAUGGGCAUUUUCUUUAUUUGAUGUGGACAGAAACGGUGAAGUCAGCAAGGUCGAAGUACUUGAAAUAAUCACAGCGAUAUUCAAGAUGAUUCCUGCAGAAGAACAGAAAAAUCUACCAGAUGAUGAAAAUACACCACAGAAAAGAGCAGACAAGCUAUGGGCUUACUUUAAAAAGAAAGACCAUGAUAAAAUCGCUGAAGGAGAAUUCAUUCAAGGCGUUAUGAUGAACGACGACAUAAUGCGGCUUAUACAAUAUGACCCGAAAGUCGCCGGCAAGUCUUGAAGGAAUACUACAGGGCAUAAACAUAUGCCAAAUGUGAUUGCAUGUGGUUUAUAUGUGUUUGUGAGGUAUCAUGUUAUGUUUACAGGCCACAACAAAGGCUCUAUACAUUUAUAACAUAGAACAUGGAUAGAUGUCUUUAUCAAUUCAGCUGUUGGACUACAAGUCCCAGAAUACCUUUUUAAGUGUAGCAGACAUCAAAUACUGCUUCCCUCUCCAGGAUUUUCAGCAAUUGACAUAAUUGGAAAUGAUCAUACCACACUAAGAUGGUAACACUCUCUUGGAUACACUGGGAGGUUGUGGCAGUGACGUACACUCAUUGUGUUUCUUACUGUGACCCUGACUGCAGAAACUGCAAAGAUAAUUGUCUGGUCAGGACAUGGCUAUGGGCUGCAGUGCCGUCCAAGCAGUGCAGGGGGGAGCUGGCCAGGACAUAUGAACAUACAU
Messenger RNA from Pseudophryne corroboree (corroboree frog), 1130 nucleotides. RefSeq names its product visinin-like. Gene Ontology annotation, molecular function: calcium ion binding. Lineage: Eukaryota; Metazoa; Chordata; Amphibia; Anura; Myobatrachidae. Bases 96 to 686 code for a protein of 196 amino acids. The transcript is spliced from 3 exons. The record is from RefSeq and is a predicted model, not a curated record.